AUGCCAGCUUUGAUUGUCUUCGUUGCUUACGGUCCAACAUCAAAUCAGGAGGAAGAUGGAGUCGAAGCCUUUUACAUGAUCCUGGACCAGCUCUACGAAGAAGAUCACGUCUUCCACAAGAAUAGACACUAUCGCCUCAAUCGAGGAAGAUUUUCCUUCACAUGGAAAGAAGAAAAGGGCGGCGAAAGACCCGGGACAUGCAUUAGCUGGAAUACAACUCGGUUUAGUGACCCACUCCGGGAAGGAACCGCAGUACCCAACUGCGGUGAGGAGUACGAUUGCCUCAUAACCGUUACCUCAAAACCGCAACAGAUAACCGUUACCUCACCUUCGAUCAAAGAGCAGCAGUGCCGAGUGAAGCCACAAGAGUAUUCGUUACGCCCGUCGGAGCUUCGCCAAUCAUUAAGCAGAGAUGACAGCCCUCCGGAUUUCAAAUCGAACAACUACGGAUUAGGAAUGAGAUGGAGGAGAUCAGUCGUGACUCCUACUCGGAUCUCACUGAGAGAUUUGACCACGUGCCUUCUUACUAUACGAUAA
Molecule: messenger RNA, 537 nt
Organism: Necator americanus (New World hookworm)
Lineage: Eukaryota; Metazoa; Nematoda; Chromadorea; Rhabditida; Ancylostomatidae
Exons: 2
Coding region: 1-537 (178 amino acids)
Source: RefSeq, a predicted model, not a curated record